Messenger RNA from Nilaparvata lugens (brown planthopper), 3265 nucleotides. Its product is annotated as esterase FE4. The coding region runs from base 260 to 1951 and encodes 563 amino acids. Lineage: Eukaryota; Metazoa; Arthropoda; Insecta; Hemiptera; Delphacidae. The transcript has 11 exons. The record is from RefSeq and is a predicted model, not a curated record.
GGCUAUCUUCCUUGAAACGAGCCACGAUUGUCGUAUCUCCUUCCGCGCGUCAGGGUCAGCAGACGUUUUAAGCUGACAUCAUUUUCCACGGCCAUAUAUUCCUGCACUGUCGAGAUAGCACAAUUUUCAGACUCAUCUUUACAUAACUCGCACCUAGCAUAGUUGUUAUCAAACUGCCUGCACGGCUACAUCUGCUUUCAUGGUUUAUUGUUUUAUCAUGUGUUAGUUUCAUUUUUAUCUUGAAGACAAAGUUUUAAAAAUGGCACGGGCCAUCAAGUGCAUCAUUCCCUCCCUGUUGGUGAUUGCCGCCAUCUCGUUUGCGGUCGUCUAUCUCACUCAUCACCAUCAUCAGCCUUGUAAACUAGGAGAAUGUGUGGUGAAAGUAGUGGAGGGAUUCGUGAAGGGGCGAGAGAGGAGAUCGGCACUUACUGGAGGAAAGUACUAUUCUUUCCAAGGAAUUCCGUAUGCCAAGCCACCUGUUGGCCCAUUACGUUUCAAGGAUCCACAACCGAUUGGUCAUUGGUUUGGCGUUCAUGAUUGUACAAGAGAAGGGGAUGCUUGUCCUCAAGAAAAUUCAGGAUCGGAAGACUGUCUCUUCCUCAAUAUCUACAAUACUCAGUUUCCAGAUGACGAUAUCAUCCAACACCCUGUAAUGGUGUGGUUCCAUGGUGGAGGAUUUAUACAAGGCAGCAGUUCUGAAAUUCUCUAUGGAGCAGAUUAUUUAAUGCAACAUGACGUUGUUCUGGUCACCGUCAACUACAGACUGGGAGCUCUAGGAUUUUUGAGUGUGGGGAAUGAAGAGGUGCCAGGAAAUGCAGGACUCAAGGAUCAGGUAGUAGCUUUGAAAUGGAUUAAAAGCAAUAUAGCUAACUUUGGAGGAGACCCAAACAACAUAACACUGUUUGGAAAUGAUGCCGGAGCUGCAUCUGUACAUUACCAUACAUUGUCACCAAUGACUAAAGGUUUAUUCAAGAAUGUGAUAAUGCAGAGUGGAUCUGCUCUGAGUGAGUGGGCGUUUCAGGACGACUGCACGGACAGGGCUUACAUGCUGGGACACCUUCUCGGCAUCAACGCCACCAAGCCAGAGGCACUGCUUCACUUCAUGAGAAGCUUGCCCGUGUCAGACAUCAUUGACAUGCAGAAACAUUUGCACAUGAAUGAGGACAUGAAUAGAUGCUUCAGUACUCCAUUCGCUCCAUGCGUUGAGGUUGGAUUGGAAAAUGAUACUGACGGAUAUUUCCUACUGGAGAAUCCAAAGCAGCUUAUAGAAUCAGGAAAUUUCACUCAAGUGCCAAUGAUAAUUGGAAUCGUUAGCAACGAGGGUAGUUUGGGUCUUGAUACCAAGAGAAAAAUCGACGAGUUCAAAGAGUUUUUGCCAUAUGACAUCAGACAAGUGACUGACAUUGAUGAACUGGAUAGUUUGGAGCAAAAAGUAAAGAUGUUUUAUUUCAAAAAUGAAUCAGUUGGAUUGCAUAGUGUCAAGAGCUACAUGGAUGUAUGCGGAGAUUUGGAAAUUGUAAAUGGAAUACAACAAACACUGGAUUACCAGCUUGCUAAGUCAAAGGAGCCAAUCUACGUUUAUGCUUUCACAUUUGAGGGAAAAUACAAUUACAUGAACCAUCACAUGACACAGGAGCUCGACGCACAACUACCCUCAGGACCAUAUCACAUGGAUGAGAUUGGAUACCUAUUCCACCAAGGAAACAGAAAGAGUACUCUGAAACAUAACAGUACAGAAGUCAAGACUAUAAAUCACAUUACAAAGAUGUGGACCGAUUUUGCAAAAACGAAUGAUCCCAAUGGAUUUCAUGCGAAUGAAUACUGGGAAAAUACUGAGAAAGAUCAUCCAAGGUACCUAGAAAUUGGAGAGCUACUGAAAAUGACCGGUACGUUUCUAGUUCCUGAAAGAAUGCAGUUUUGGAAGAAUAUUUAUUCAUCAGUCAACGCUUGAAGGUAAAAUUCAAGGGCUGAUACGAAGAAACAGAAUAAUUGAUUCUAUCUUGCUCCUCAGAUACAAACAUGAAAUAUAUAAUUCAUAUCAAGAAUUCCUACUUAUGAUAUAAUAUUCUAAGAUGUAGAUGAGGUUUCAUACUGCGUAAAUGUCAUGUCUUGAGCUAUGAAGAAUGGUAUCAGAAUACCAUUUUUAGCAUGUUAUUCUCAUGAAUUGAUAAAUUCAGAAAGACGAACGAUGUGAACGAAGUGAAUUUCACUUUUUGUAGCCACUGUUGUAAUAUUUGAUAAAGAGAAACUAAUUGUUGAAAAACGUUUUCAAUGUAUGCAUUUUUCAGUUAGAUAGGUCCAGGCGGAACAUGAAAAAUGAGCUACACAGAAAAUAUUUGAAAGUGUAUGGUUGUUAUUGUAUAUAUAUGUAAGUAAGGAUAAUUUUUGUUGUUGAGACUUGUAAUAAAUACUACUAGAUAUAAUAAAUCAAUCAAAAAUUUAUUGGAGAAAUUCGACCCCCCUUCCAAAUAGAAUAGAGCUUUUGGUAGGCCCUUCCAAGUACUGGAUUGUAAUAGUAUAGUGAAACUCAUUUUAUGAUUUUCAAAAUACUCAGAUAAUACUGAGAGGAUACAAGUUGCAUGAGUAUUAUAUAGCAUCAUUAACCAUAAAUUGAUAUACUCGGAGUGAUCUUAUCUUAAUCCACGCAAAAACUCCAAAUAAGUUGUUUAUUGACGUUAAAAUUUGUUGAAUUAUUUCAUGAUUUAGCAAUAAGUAAACUCAAAUAUGUCCUUGGAAAUAAAGAUAAUUUAUUCAAAUUAUAUCAAUGAACCAUCCAGUAAAUACAAAAUGUUCUAUUUCUAUUAUAUAAACAAGAAUAAUAGAUGUUACUAGAUUUUCAAAUUGAGAUUUGAAUGAAAAAUAGGAAUAAGAGUUAUCAGCUCAAGUCGUAAAUUCAAAAGUAAACGCAUUCAACUCAUCAAUAUUACAAGAAAGAAUUUCUUCGUUAUAGGCCUAUAUUCCAAAAAUUGUUUCAAAGAAUGAAAAUCAAAUAGCUAUACAAAAUUAUUGCAAAACUUCAAACUAAUCAAGAAGUCAACUAGAAAGCGUCACUAAAUACUAUACAGAGACAACUUCAUCAAUCCUUAAGCAGAUGGAAACUGCUGUAUUCACUUGGGCAAUGAUGAGUAGUAUCAAGGACAGAAAAGCUGUUAACAAAAAUGAAAAUGAGAUGGGGAUAUUUGAGCACAAAAUUAGGUUAUUGAGAAUUGGUAACUCCGAUAAACAAAUUAAAUACUGUAUAUCAUUUUAAUAAACUAAUUAAAAU